Molecule: messenger RNA, 3449 nt
Organism: Anolis sagrei ordinatus
Lineage: Eukaryota; Metazoa; Chordata; Lepidosauria; Squamata; Anolidae
Gene: GPHN
Product: gephyrin
Biological process (GO): gamma-aminobutyric acid receptor clustering; molybdenum incorporation into molybdenum-molybdopterin complex; postsynaptic neurotransmitter receptor diffusion trapping
Cellular component (GO): cytoplasm; dendrite; postsynaptic specialization
Molecular function (GO): molybdopterin molybdotransferase activity
Source: RefSeq, a predicted model, not a curated record
CCCCUCCCCCCGCGCUCCCCCACCCGCCUCCCUGUCAGUGCGGUGCCUGCGCUGGGAAACAUGGCGUCGGAGGGGAUGAUUUUAACCAACCACGACCACCAAAUCCGCGUGGGGGUCCUCACAGUGAGUGACAGUUGCUUCAGGAACCUUGCAGAAGAUCGUAGUGGAAUAAACCUCAAAGACCUUGUCCAAGAUCCUUCCUUGUUAGGUGGGACUGUUUCUGCAUACAAGAUAGUGCCAGAUGAAAUAGACGAAAUUAAGGAGACACUUAUAGACUGGUGUGAUGAAAAGGAACUAAACUUGAUUCUAACAACUGGAGGAACAGGGUUUGCACCACGGGAUGUCACACCAGAGAAAUUCCCAACAUUCCCAUUUUGUGGGCUCCAGAGAGGGGCUACUAAAGAAGUAAUAGAACGAGAGGCCCCAGGGAUGGCCUUGGCAAUGCUGAUGGGAUCUCUUAAUGUUACACCUCUGGGCAUGCUCUCUAGACCUGUAUGUGGAAUCAGAGGGAAGACUCUCAUAAUUAAUCUUCCAGGUAGCAAGAAAGGGUCACAGGAAUGUUUUCAGUUUAUACUGCCAGCCCUACCUCAUGCCAUUGACCUUUUGCGGGAUGCCAUUGUAAAAGUAAAAGAGGUGCAUGAUGAACUUGAAGAUCUACCUUCACCGCCACCACCUCUUUCUCCUCCUCCAACCAUCAGCCCACACAAGCAAACAGAAGACAAAGGUGUACAGUGUGAGGAAGAGGAGGAAGAGAAAAAAGAUAGUGGAGUUGCUUCAACAGAGGAUAGUUCCUCCUCGCAUAUAACUGCUGCAGCCAUUGCAGCUAAGAAGCAUCCAUCCUACAUCGGUUCUGCUGCUUUCAUGGCAAAAGGUGAACAUCCCAUUCCUGGUCUCAUCUGUUAUUCCCAUCACUCAGCAGGCAGUGCAGGAGAACCGAUUCCAGAUUCCAUCAUAUCUCGUGGUGUUCAGGUGCUUCCACGAGACACAGCUUCACUUAGCACUACCCCUUCAGAAUCUCCUCGUGCCCAGGCCACUUCUCGCCUCUCCACUGCUUCCUGUCCAACACCAAAACAAAUUAGACGCCCGGAUGAAAGCAAAGGAGUUGCUAGUAGAGUUGGAUCCCUCAAAGCUCGGCUCCCUUCGUGCUCAUCCACCUAUAGUGUUUCUGAGCUUCACUAUAAAUUGGAAGGGCUUAAAGAUGAACUCAGAAGGAAUAGAGGCUACGACUUGAGAGUACAAUCCAGGUGCAGCAGUAAGGAGAACAUCCUCAGAGCCAGUCAUAGUGCUGUAGACAUCACAAAGGUAGCAAGAAGACACCGUAUGUCUCCAUUUCCAUUGACAUCUAUGGACAAAGCCUUCAUCACAGUGCUAGAGAUGACCCCAGUGCUUGGAACAGAAAUAAUCAAUUAUCGAGAUGGAAUGGGCAGAGUCCUUGCUCAAGAAGUUUAUGCAAAAGAUAACCUACCGCCCUUCCCAGCUUCAGUAAAAGAUGGCUAUGCUGUCAGAGCUGCUGAUGGACCUGGGGAUCGUUUCAUCAUUGGGGAAUCCCAAGCUGGUGAGCAACCUACUCAGACUGUAAUGCCUGGUCAGGUAAUGCGAGUUACAACUGGUGCUCCAAUACCCUGUGGUGCUGAUGCUGUGGUGCAAGUGGAAGACACAGAACUCAUCAGGGAAUCAGAUGAUGGCACUGAAGAACUUGAGGUACGAAUUCUGGUGCAGGCUCGACCAGGUCAAGAUAUCAGACCUAUAGGACAUGACAUUAAAAGAGGUGAAUGCGUUCUGGCCAAGGGAACCCACAUGGGUCCAUCAGAGAUAGGCCUCCUAGCAACUGUUGGAGUAACAGAAGUGGAAGUUAACAAGUUUCCAGUAGUUGCAGUAAUGUCCACAGGGAAUGAACUAUUGAAUCCAGAAGAUGACCUGUUACCAGGAAAGAUCAGAGACAGUAAUCGUUCGACUCUUCUAGCAACAAUUCAAGAACAUGGAUAUCCAACAAUCAACUUAGGGAUUGUGGGAGAUAAUCCAGAUGAUUUAUUAAAUGCCUUGAAUGAGGGAAUUAGUCGUGCUGAUGUCAUCAUUACGUCAGGGGGCGUAUCCAUGGGGGAAAAGGACUAUCUCAAACAGGUGCUGGAUAUUGAUCUUCAUGCUCAAAUUCACUUUGGCAGGGUUUUUAUGAAACCAGGGUUGCCAACUACCUUUGCAACUUUGGAUAAUGAUGGUAUACGAAAAAUAAUAUUUGCACUCCCAGGGAAUCCUGUGUCAGCUGUUGUUACCUGCAAUCUCUUUGUUGUCCCAGCACUGAGGAAGAUGCAGGGAAUCCUGGAUCCUCGUCCUACUAUCAUAAAAGCCAGGUUAUCAUGUGAUGUGAAAUUGGACCCUCGUCCAGAAUAUCAUCGGUGCAUACUGACUUGGCAUCACCAAGAACCACUGCCUUGGGCACAAAGUACAGGGAAUCAGAUGAGCAGUCGUCUGAUGAGUAUGCGCAGUGCCAAUGGACUGUUGAUGCUACCUCCAAAGACAGAGCAGUAUGUGGAACUUCAUAAGGGCGAGGUGGUUGACGUCAUGGUUAUUGGAAGACUAUGAUGUCACCAGCAAGAGAGAAGUUUUGAUGCAUGUCCACAUAUCAUUGACUGUAUCCUGUAAUAUGCAACGGCACAGCUAGUUUUUCUGAUUUGGAUAAAAGUUGAUCAGUAUAGUCAACACCUUGAACUAUAUUUCAAAUGGAUUUAAAUAAAUACCUUUUAAAAAAAACUUUAAAAACAAAUCUUAAAGAAAUCUAUUCUGAUUAUAUCAAAGCAACUUUUUCCUUUCUUGCAAUUGCUUUGUGUGUUCAAUGCUAGUUCCAAUAGCGGUAGCUUUUAGUAGACAGCAGUAGGUGCCUGCAAAACUUGUGUUUUUUCUCAUCUUUAAGAUACAACUACUUAUGCUCUUAAAACAAGGCUGUCUGCUUAUUUAUACUAGUGUAGACAACACUUGGAUUUCCCUUAUUAGUAUGCUUCAUAACCGCUUCACAGAGAGCUUCUGCUUGUUCUUUAUCGUAUCUCGUGUUGAUGUGCACAGUGCCAAAAGCCGAGUGGCUGAACUGGGAACCCGACCAAGCCCCGAGGUUUUCCCCCCUUUGCUGCGCGUUCAGGGAUAUCUGUCAUCCCAGCAGCCACCCAGCUCAGUACUCUUGGGCAGUAACUGGAUACCUUUUGUUUAAACAAACAACAGAAAUUGCUUCCUUAAGUGCUGACAGCCUUUUUAACCAAUACAUUUAAAAAUGUACAGAAUUAAAAUCUAAAAAAAUCAAAGACUGAUCUUGUACAGAUAUUAGUGUUACCAGCAUUCAUGUGGAAUUUAAAGGAGAAAAGAGAUAAAACUAAUGUUAAACAACUCUGUACCAUAACAUUUUCUGUAAUGAUACUGAAACUUAAAUGAAUAAAAAAAAAUUCCUGGAUCAUUAUUUAAAA